Messenger RNA from Ceratotherium simum simum (southern white rhinoceros), 2374 nucleotides. Lineage: Eukaryota; Metazoa; Chordata; Mammalia; Perissodactyla; Rhinocerotidae. The record is from RefSeq and is a predicted model, not a curated record.
UCAAGCUUUGCCACCGAGUCAAAGGAAGAGUUAGAGGAAAAUCCUAGUCCCGUUGUGGAUGAGAAUAACGUAGUGUCAGCUAAAAAACAGGGGCCAAAUUUACAUAACUGGAGUGGUGACUGGAGCUUUUGGAUUUCGAGUUCCACCUAUAAAGACAGGAAUGAGGAAUACAAAAGACAGUUCACACAUCUACCUGACACAGAGAAGUUGAUAGCAGAGGAAACUUUAUUGUAUAAAAAUUUAAAAAUCAACCAGCAUAUAUUGGGAGAUCCCAGGAUGCAAUGCUGAGUGUAAGAAAACACUCUAACGGUAUUACAAAUGAAUGACAUAACUGCAUUCAAGCAUGGAUUAUGCUUGUGCUCUUCAGAGGGACAUUUUGCUUCAGGGACGACUCUACCUUUCAGAAAACUGGCUGUGUUUCUAUAGCAACAUCUUCAGAUGGGAAACUACAAUUUCUAUUGCUUUAAAGAAUAUAACCUUCAUGACCAAGGAGAAAACCGCUCGACUCAUCCCCAAUGCUAUCCAGAUUGUUACAGAGGGUGAAAAGUUUUUCUUUACAUCUUUUGGUGCCAGGGAUAGAAGUUACCUCAGUAUUUUUCGGUUGUGGCAGAAUGUACUAUUAGACAAGAGCUUGACCAGGCAGGAAUUCUGGCAGCUGCUCCGGCAGAACUACGGUACUGAGCUGGGCUUAAAUGCUGAAGAGAUGGAGAACUUGUCCCUGUCGAUGGACGAUAAUCUGCAGCCAAGAAUUCCAGGAAGAAGCAGCUUGGAUGACUGUGGGGAGAGAGAUGAAAAAUUAUCCAAGUCAAUCAGUUUCACCCGUGAAUCAAUUAGUCGGCUUUCAGAAACAGAGUCAAUCGAUGGAAAUUCACCAGAAAGGGGGUUAGGGAAAGAGGAACCCCAAAGUGAGAAACAGAUCAAUAAGAGUCCUUUACUAGCUUCAGAGAAGAGGUUAAGUAGAGUGCCAUCAAAGUCACUGGACUUGAAUAAAAAUGAAUAUCUUUCUCUGGACAAAAGCAGCACUUCAGAUUCUGUUGAUGAAGAAAAUAUUCCUGUGAAAGAUCUUCAUGGAAGACUUUACAUCAACCGUGUUUUUCAUAUCAGUGCUGAGAAAAUGUUUGAAUUGCUCUUCACCAGUUCACGCUUUAUGCAGAGAUUUACCAAUUCUAGAAAUAUAAUAGAUGUAGUAUCUACCCCUUGGAAUGUAGAACCUGGAGGUGAUCAGCUGAGAACCAUGACCUACACAAUAAUCCUUAACAAUCCACUUACUGGAAAAUGCACCACUGCCACUGAAAAGCAGACACUGUAUAAAGAAAGUCAGGAUGCACAGUUUUAUUUGGUAGAUGCAGAAGUACUGACACACGAUGUUCCCUACCAUGAUUACUUCUAUACCGUGAACAGAUACCACAUCAUCCGGUCCUCGAAACAGAAAUGCCGGCUGAGAGUUUCCGCAGAUUUGAAAUACAGGAAACAACCAUGGUCCAUUGUCAAAUCUUUAAUUGAGAAGAAUUCCUGGAGUUCACUGGAGGACUAUUUCAAACAGCUUGAAUCAGAUUUGUUAAUGGAAGAAACUGUGUUAAAUCAGUCCAUUGAAGACCCUGGAAAACUUAGUGGCCUACGAAGGAGAAGGCGAACGUUCAACCGAACAACAGAAAUGGUUCCUAAGCUUUCCUCUCAGCGUUCUUCUGGAGACGCAGGCCUAGAUGCCAAAGGAGAUGUUACAGGAAAGAAGAAGGACAUGGAAAGCUGUAACACCACCCUUAUCGUGGUGAUGAGUAUUUUUUUGCUGUUGCUAGUUUUGUUGAAUGUGACUCUGUUUCUGAAGCUGUCAAAGAUAGAACAUGCGGCUCAGUCCUUUUACCGUCUCCACCUGCAAGAAGAGAAAUCUUUAAAUUUAGCCUCUGAUAUGAUGUCAAGAGCAGAAAAUAUUCAGAAGAACAAAGAUCAGGCCCAUCGUUUAAAAGGAGUGCUCCGAGACUCCAUCGUGAUGCUUGAACAGUUGAAGAGCUCACUCAUUAUGCUUCAGAGAACCUUUGAUCUCCUAAAUAAGAACAAGACGGGCAUGACUGUCGGAAGCUAGUGAUCUUAAGGACUGAAAUUUAGCAAUACUUGGAACUAAAAGAAAACAAUGUGAAGAAAACCAGAGGAUGAAGGAUUUUAAUUGUCACAGGAACAUUUCCAUAUUUUCUCAUUUAUUGGUAGUUCUAGUAUGAAUAUUCUCUUUAAUAACAUUUGUUUGAUAAUGAAUCUCUGAUGGCCUGAUACAUGUAGAUAUGUAUACUUCUUAAACCUAAGUCUGUGUAAAAAAUUAUGUAUAAGCUGUGAAUUCUCCAGUGAAGUGUGAAAUAUAUUGUGGAUUUGAGUUUCUAUGAUA